Gadus macrocephalus (Pacific cod) is the source of this 3043-nucleotide messenger RNA. RefSeq names its product neuronal differentiation 2 (gene neurod2). Lineage: Eukaryota; Metazoa; Chordata; Actinopteri; Gadiformes; Gadidae. Gene Ontology annotation, biological process: nervous system development; regulation of DNA-templated transcription. The record is from RefSeq and is a predicted model, not a curated record. Gene Ontology annotation, molecular function: protein dimerization activity. The coding region runs from base 1299 to 2408 and encodes 369 amino acids. The transcript has 2 exons.
AAAACACAUCUAGACCUAUAUUAACUAAUGAUUGAGCCAAAUAAUGCUAUGGUCGUCAAUUUAAUAAUGACAGAAUAAAAAUACAUUCCUUAAUGUUACACUGCUUGUUUUCGUUCCAAUCGUCUGAUGCUUGUUGAAGAUUUGCGCUCGUAAUUAGGAACAGAGGUUAUCGGCUCUUGCUUUCUGCAUGACCCGCUUGCUGAUCGACACAUUUGUCCUUCAACUUUUCAGCAUCAAAUCUUGACCUGAGAUUAAUCAAAGCCCCGAUCAUAUGUAGAAUCGAUCAAUAGUCCUAUGGCGACGCUUAAUCAAUAGAUUAGAUAAUCGACGUUAUCUUCUCGUUUUCAUGGAAUUUCCAACGAACAGUGUUACUGUAUUAUAACGGUUAUUGGGUUUUUGUCUGGAUGAUUACCUCGACAUGUUUAAAUAGCAUGAUUUGUAAAAUCGUCAAUAGAUUUUUUGAUUUAUUGAGUGAGGUGUAUAGGCCUUGAGCCAUCUCAAUGUCGUUAUCUGCGAGGACAAUAUUAACGAUUUUGGCCAUUCAUUUAUUUGGCAUUUUCAGCGAAAGGGUGCCACAACACCAUUGAGUCUGGCAAACAGUAUCUCUGUUCGUUUAGCAUUUCCCAUCAACAAUGUAGCUCUAACAUCAUGUCCAAUUAUCUUUCUAUCUAUGCCAGGGUUAUGUUUAUAAUUGUUUAACGAAGGCUAAAAGGGAUACAAGGUAUUUCCAAAAGACUUGCACUAACGAAAAGUGCUUUGAAAUCGUGUAUUCGUGCAUACUGGAUUAUGUGUGAAAUCUAUUUCAUGUAGGGUGCAUGGUCCGUUAAUUAAACGUUGUUGUGUGUGGGUGUGUGUGUGUGUGUGUGUGUGUGUGUGUGUGUGUGUGUGUGUGUGUGUGUGUGUGUGUGUGUGUGUGUGUGUGUGUGUGUGUGUGUGUGUGUGUGUGUGUGUGUGUGUGUGUGUGUGUGUGUGUGUGUGUGUGUGUGUGUGUGUGUGUUUUCUUCCUUUUAAUUGCGCAAACCUCCUGAGCCUGAAAUUUAAAAAACUAGAUUUUGCCCCUGGCACCCCCCGAGAUAAUUAGCCAUCCGUCACAGCCUACAUAGCCUACUCGCAGGACUAUCUGCUUCUUUGGCUUCAGAGAGUGUCGAAGAGGUAGAUGGGGGAGCAGUAUAUAUACUGGUAAAUUGGCGCUAGUUACAAAUGAAUUAACGAAGACAAACCGAUCCCGAAUCUCUAACCGAUUCAAUCAAACCGGGUAGACCGUGGAUGGACUUUAACAGCUGAGCCACAGAGCCACGAUGUUGACGAGGCUUUUCAGUGACCCAUCGCUGCAGUCGGACGUUCACAAGUACUCCGGCUGGGCGGAGGACAGCGAGAGCGAGGACUCCAAGAUGAAAGACGACGACCUGGACCACGAACGCUGCCGACAGGGUGAUGACGACACGGACGACCCCGAGCUUAGGGGCAGCGGCGCUCACUCCGAAAACCUCGGGGAGGACGACGAUGACGACGACCUAGGUGAGGACGAGGAGGAUGAGGAUGAUGAGGGUGCUGGCGAGGGAGACGCAGAGGAUGGCAGGCCGAAGAAACGGGGGCCCAAGAAGCGUAAAAUGACCCCGGCGCGCGCCCAGCGCUCCAAGGUGCGCCGCCAGAAGGCGAACGCGCGGGAGAGGACGCGCAUGCACGACCUGAACUCGGCGCUCGACAGCCUGCGGAAAGUAGUGCCGUGUUAUUCCAAAACACAGAAACUCUCCAAAAUCGAGACUCUCCGGCUGGCUAAGAACUACAUAUGGGCUCUGUCUGAGAUACUGCGCUCUGGGAAAAGGCCCGACCUCGUGUCCUACGUCCAGACGCUGUGUAAAGGACUGUCCCAGCCCACUACGAACUUGGUCGCCGGCUGCCUGCAGCUGAACUCCCGCAACUUCUUAACAGAGCCGUGUCAGGAGUCGGGCAGAUACGCGUCCAGUUCGUUCUCCGUGCACUCGUAUCCGUACCCGUGCGCUCGCCUGGCCAGUCCGCACUGUCAGUCGGGGUCGAACUCCCUUCCGCUGAGGACACAUGGAUACUGCUCGGCCUACGACUCCCUGUACGGCGGGAGCGGGUCCCCCGAGUACAACAGUCCGGAGUACGAGGGACCUCUUAGCCCGCCGGUUUGCAUCAACGGCAACUUUUCCCUCAAGCACCAGAGCCCACCGUCGCCUGAACACGAGAAGGGAUACCACUACUCUAUGCAUUACUCGUCCGGCCUGGCCGGCUCCAGACAAACCCCCGCCCAUAACCUGGUGUUCGGAUCGUCCGGAAUGCGGAGCGGCAUUCACAACGAGAACGUGCUGCCUUAUCACGACGUGCAUCCGCAUCACGAAAGGCCCCCCGCCUAUGAUGAACUGAACGCGUUUUUUCACAACUAAUAGUAGUAAUGAGGAGCAUAAGAAUUGAACACGCGCCUCUUACAAUCAACGAUCUAGCACAUUCUAAUAAAGUUUCACUUGUCACGCCCAUCCAUGCAACUUUCAAGCUUACGAACGGAGAGUUAUGGUGGUCGCACACCCGAUUCUGAUGGUUGAUUUAUUUUUUGUACAUCUUUGGUUUGCGAUUUGUCAUGAUUUAUUUUUGAUUCACGACCAUAUAACCCUUCUAUAUACAACUUGCAAAGAAACACAGGAAUUUGUACGACCCGGUUUGACUCGCGAUGUAAAUGCUAAACUAUGGUGGUCAAUGUCAUGUUGAGUUUUUAAUGAAAGAAGAAUCAGCAUUUUUAAGGAAAGCAAUCGUUUAACAUCUAUGCAAGUUUGAUAAAGAAUUGCAAAGACUACCGCGAGGUAACAAUCCCCUAAAAACUGUCAUUUUGAGGCCUAUCUUUCACCUUAUCUGGGCACACACAAUUGUACAGGGCAAACGCACGCACGCACGCACACACACACACACACACACACACACACACACACACACACACACACACACACACACACACACACACACACACACACACACACACACACACACACACACACACACACACACACACACACACACACACACACAC